Molecule: messenger RNA, 944 nt
Organism: Elaeis guineensis (African oil palm)
Lineage: Eukaryota; Viridiplantae; Streptophyta; Magnoliopsida; Arecales; Arecaceae
Source: RefSeq, a predicted model, not a curated record
UCUCCUGUUCGCUUCUCUCUCUCUCCCUUCCUCUCGUCCUUCCAUCGCCCCAAAAGAGAGAAGCGGAAACCCUAGCUUUGGCUGCUGAAUGGCGAACAGCAAUCUUCCUCGCCGAAUCAUCAAGGAAACGCAGCGCCUCCUCAGCGAACCAGGGCGGUGGAUUCUUGGGGUUUUUUCUUGGGGAUUCAUUUAUUGAGAUAGGGGUUUGGUUAAUUCUUGCGAUGAUCUGUUGCAGCUCCCGGCAUAAGUGCCUCUCCGUCAGAGGACAAUAUGCGCUAUUUUAAUGUAAUGAUUCUUGGACCGGAGCAAUCUCCAUACGAAGGAGGAGUUUUCAAGCUUGAAUUGUUCUUGCCUGAAGAGUAUCCGAUGGCUGCCCCAAAGGUUCGCUUUCUUACCAAGAUUUACCAUCCUAACAUUGACAAGCUUGGAAGAAUAUGCCUUGAUAUUCUUAAGGACAAAUGGAGUCCAGCUCUCCAGAUUCGAACUGUAUUGUUAAGUAUUCAAGCACUUUUGAGUGCUCCAAACCCAGAUGACCCACUUUCUGACAACAUUGCAAAGCAUUGGAAGACAAAUGAAGCUGAAGCUGUAGAAACAGCGAAGGAAUGGACCCGUCUGUAUGCCAGUGGGGCAUGACAACAUUCCAGCAGCAGUUUGCUUGUUAUAACUCGUCUACUUUGGAAGUCAAUUCAGCAAUUGCUUGCUUGUAACAAUGAAAUGGAAGUGUUGAUGUGCUAGCUAUCAGAAAUUAAUCUUUCAAGCUGCUGUUAUAUUAUAUGAUGUAAGUCACAUUGUCGGGAUGAAGGCGCCUUUCAUGUAUCAGUAGUCGAAAUUUGCUGUUUUCAGUCUCUCUCUUGCUAUCAAAUUCAGUUUCAUAAUAAUAUUAGGUUCAUAAUAAUACAGGCAUAUUUUUACCAUUUUCAUAUUUAAAAUAGCAGAUAUCGGAA